AUGGCCAACGAUUGGAUAACCAAUGGCUCUAACCUACAGCCCAGUGACUACAAGAAGCUGAACCGAUAUCUAAUGCCGCCAAACAAUGUCAGUAUUGUCGGCGACCAGACUAUUGUCAUGACCGACGACGAGACCAUCAGCUCAGAGACGCCGCUAAUGAAUGGCAUUUAUUUUACAUCAUUUACAUCUAAUACCCAUAAUAACGGGAGGACAACACUGCAACACAAAACCCAGAGUACACCCCUGUCUACACCGUUGAGUACACCGGUCUGAUAGAUGUGGUGGACAUCGCAUACCAUUGUCUGGGAUGUGAUGCACACUGUCUUCCAAUAGAAACGAAGAAAAAAAUUAAAUUUAAAUAAAAAGUGAAAAAUAUAUACGAGUUUUCGUCGAAAACACAUUUUUCUCUUCGUUUGUGUUUCCCAUUGACUAUAAAAAUACACGAUUUGUGCCAAAAGAAAAUCAUCG
This is a messenger RNA of Medioppia subpectinata, 468 nucleotides long. NCBI's taxonomy places the organism in Eukaryota, Metazoa, Arthropoda, Arachnida, Sarcoptiformes, Oppiidae. The record is from the annotation of a GenBank genome assembly.